ACUUUCCAAUCACGAAAUUACCAUUUGAAUCAUCGGAUCAUUAUGUUUUUCAUUUCACGGGAUGUGAAUCGCCACGUUCUGAGGAAAAUACAGUUAUAUGACAUUGAUCUUUGAUUAAUUUUAACGAUAGUAUAUAAUUAUUGACGUGCGAAGAUUUUUCUAACCUGAACAAGACAAAAAUGAUUUUAACCAAAUUGUUGAACGGAAAAAUGUUUAAUUCGUUAUUGUUUAAUGUUUGUUGCACAAUCUUGUUGUCGAAGACUUACAGCUGCGCUAGGUUAUAUGAAGAACGAAGGCUACACAAUGCUUAUGAUUUAUCUGACUCAGAAAUCGAACAAAUUUCAAAUUUAAGUGAUAUGCCAAAAUUUGAAAAUACUCUUGAUCAAAUUUUAAUACCUCGAGUUGUUGGUACUCCUAAUCAUACCAAAGUUAAACGUUAUAUAAUUAGUGAACUCAAAAGACUAGGGGUUAGUGUGGAAACCGAUAAAUUUCAACAAGAAGCACCUGGGUUUGGAAAAUUAGUAUUUGAGAAUAUAAUUGGAAGAGUUAAUCCCAAUGCUACUCGUUAUGUGGUGCUGGCUUGCCAUUAUGAUAGCAAAUAUUUUCCAGAUGAUGAAUUCUUUGGAGCUACGGACUCUGCUGUUCCAUGUGCUAUGAUGUUGAAUUUGUUGGAAAUUUUGAAACCAUAUUUUAAAGAAGAUAAUAAUGUUAGCUUAAAGUUGAUUUUCUUUGAUGGCGAAGAAGCUUUUCAAGAAUGGGGUCCAAGAGAUUCUAUAUAUGGUGCAAAGCAUUUAGCUGCAAAAUGGCAUUCAACUCCAUAUCCAAAAAAUAAUAGAGAAAACAACAGCGAGCUAGAUAGAAUUGAUGUUUUGAUCUUACUUGAUUUACUUGGAUCAGCAAAUCCAAAAUUCUACAGCUAUUUUAAAGAAACAGAAAGAUGGUAUUUAAGAUUUAUGAGACUUGAAGAAAGAUUAGGUACCUUAGGCCUGUUACAUUCUUGUGCGCAUUGUCGAAAACCAACACCAUAUUUCCAGCCGAGGUCCAGAAAUGGAGGCAUUGAGGAUGAUCACAUUCCAUUCUUGCAAAGAGAUGUUCCAAUUCUCCAUUUAAUUCCAACACCAUUCCCCCCUGUGUGGCACACACCUGCUGAUGAUAAGACUGCUUUAGAUAUGAAUACUAUUGAAAAUCUGAACAAAUUACUACGUUUAUUUAUAGCUGAAUAUUUACAUUUGAGUCCACACUGAUAAAGAAAAAUGUUGAUUACAGGUACAAUUUGCAUGGAAC
Messenger RNA from Ctenocephalides felis (cat flea), 1284 nucleotides. Its product is annotated as glutaminyl-peptide cyclotransferase-like. The record is from RefSeq and is a predicted model, not a curated record. Gene Ontology annotation, molecular function: glutaminyl-peptide cyclotransferase activity; zinc ion binding. The transcript has 6 exons. NCBI's taxonomy places the organism in Eukaryota, Metazoa, Arthropoda, Insecta, Siphonaptera, Pulicidae. Bases 180 to 1244 code for a protein of 354 amino acids.